AUCGAUAGCUCUGCGAUCAGCUCGUCUUGACUGCCUUCACUCUGCACGCACACUAACAUCGCUGGUGCUGCUAGCUAGUUAGCAACGGGGAACCAACAACUCGCCCUCUACAAUCAUGGCUGACCCAAGAAUACGACAAAUUAAGAUCAAAACCGGCGUUCUGAAGAGGCUGGCCAAAGAGGAGGAGUCGUAUAGAACGGAGGCCAAGCAGCAGGAGGAGAAGAUCGAGCAGCUGAAAGCAGAAGCGGCCGACAGUUACCUCAUCAAGCAGCACGUAUGUUGUGCACGCCACCUCAUCAAGCAGCACAUGGAGGGCUUGCAGGAGACCAUCAUGAUGAUACCAGACAGCCGGCGCCGCCUGACCAACGCAUACGGCGACCUGCAGCAGCUACUGGAAAUGGAGGAAGAUUUGGCGGAAUCUGCAGAAUAUCAAGAAGCCAAAAACAUGUUGGACUCAGUCAAGAUGGAAGUAUGAUUCUCUCAGCACUGUGAGGUUGCUCUUGCUUGUCACGUUCAUUCCUUACCGCAUACAGAACCACCCACAUAAUAAUUAUUAUUGUAUGAUGAUGAGCAUAGUUUGAUUGGUCCGUCGCUUUUUAAACCUCUCUUCAAACAAUGCAACUUUCUUACGUGAAACUGUACCUUUCUUUUUCUUUUUGUAAUUAUUGUUUUGUCAAACAAAUACACUGCAGACCGAUGCACUCA
Molecule: messenger RNA, 705 nt
Organism: Doryrhamphus excisus (bluestripe pipefish)
Lineage: Eukaryota; Metazoa; Chordata; Actinopteri; Syngnathiformes; Syngnathidae
Source: RefSeq, a predicted model, not a curated record